Molecule: messenger RNA, 6611 nt
Organism: Calypte anna (Anna's hummingbird)
Lineage: Eukaryota; Metazoa; Chordata; Aves; Apodiformes; Trochilidae
Gene: ELK4
Product: ETS transcription factor ELK4
Exons: 5
Coding region: 268-1617 (449 amino acids)
Biological process (GO): regulation of transcription by RNA polymerase II; cell differentiation
Cellular component (GO): nucleus
Molecular function (GO): DNA-binding transcription factor activity, RNA polymerase II-specific; sequence-specific DNA binding
Source: RefSeq, a predicted model, not a curated record
GCGGAGGCUCCGCGGCGGAGGCGCUGGCGCUCCGCGUCCCGCCAUGUAACGCUCCGCCGCUCCCCCUUCCCUCUCCCCCCGCCGCCUCCGCACCGCUGCCCUUCGCUGCUCUCCCGGCUCCUCCCGCGCGGGAUGGGGCUCCGGUGCCCGGCUCGCCGCGGGGUUGCCCGGCCAUGAAGGGCGGCGGGGGAGCCGCUCCCAGCACCUGCCCGCCGCGAGGGGACCGCAGCGCCCGGGGACCGGCGGGGCUCCUCCUGGCUUCCUGCUAUGGACAGUGCUAUCACCCUCUGGCAGUUCCUCCUCCAGCUCCUCCAAGAGCCUCAGAACAAGAACAUCAUCUCUUGGACCUCCAGCGACGGGGAGUUCAAGCUGCUGCAGGCUGAGGAGGUUGCCAGGCUCUGGGGGAUCCGUAAGAACAAACCCAGCAUGAACUAUGAUAAACUCAGCCGUGCACUCAGAUACUAUUAUGUGAAGAAUAUCAUUAAAAAAGUGAACGGUAAGAAGUUUGUGUACAAGUUUGUUUCUUACCCGGAGAUUUUAAAUAUGGAUCCACUUGUUGUGGGCCGGAUAGAAGGAGACCCUGACCUGGCUGGUUUUGCAGAAGUGAGCAGUGCUCCAAAGGAUGUGGAAAACUGUGGGAAGGAGAAGUCUCAAUCGUGUGCUAAAUCCUCCAGCCGCAAUGACUACAUCCACUCAGGACUCUACUCCUCCUUCACUCUCAACUCCCUGAACUCUUCCAGUGUGAAGCUCUUCAGGUCCAUCAAGAUUGAGAAUCCAGCUGAGAAGCUGACAGAGAAGAAACCUGCUCAGGAUCCAACCCCUUCUGUCAUCAAGUUUGUAACCAUGCCCUCCAAAAAGCCUUCCUCUGUCCCCAUGGUCUCCACCACUUCAGCAGUUUCUGCCCCUUCCACUGCCUCUGCCACUUCCACUGCUUCCUCUCUUCCCCUGGGAUCAGAAGAAACUCUCCAGACCUUGGAGACCCUCGUGCUGCCCAAGUUAACUGUCCCUGAAGCUCCAGCACCUUUGCCAAACUUAAACACCAGCUUCACCCCAACCCCACCUAUAUCAUCCUCAGUGUCUCCCACUCUGCAAGUUCCUUCCACCCCCCCAUCGCCACCCCUGAGCUCCAACCCUGAUCUGGACAUUGACACAGACAUAGAAUCCGUGGCUUCUCAGCAGCUGGAGCAGGCUCAGAGCCUUCAGCAUCAAUCCCCAGAGCCCAAAGAGCAGGAUUCCUCUGUGCUGGAGAAGGAAUUUGCCAAUCACCUCUCCAGAUCUAAAAAACCCAAAGGGCUGGAGUUGGCUCCUACGCUUGUCAUUACCGGCAGCGAUCCAAGUCCUCUGGGGAUUCUGAGUCCUUCUCUCCCAACUGCUUCUCUUACUCCAGCACUUUUCUCUCAGACUCCCAUUUUGCUGACCCCGAGCCCCUUGCUCUCCAGUAUUCACUUCUGGAGUACACUCAGCCCCGUGGCUCCUCUCAGUCCUGCCAGGUUGCAAGGUGCUAACACACUCUUUCAGUUUCCAUCAGUGCUGAACAGUCAUGGCCCAUUUACUCUGUCUGGACUGGAUGGACCCUCAACCCCAGGCCCAUUUUCCCCUGAUCUGCAGAAGACAUAGCACAUGAACUCAUGGAAAGGACACAGUGGCAAGCAAGGGAGAGAUGUGACACUUGACGUGUUUUUUAAACGAGCAAUUUGUAAUUCCGCAGAGAUUCUCAACAAUCAUAGUUUUUGCCAUUCCCAGAUAAAAUGCCUUUUUUUGCAAAAUUCCCUUUUUUUGAAGACCCAGGUUGGGAAUGUAUAUGCAAAAGCCUUAAUAGGAGCUGAGGCUCCAGUCUCUUCCCUCCCCUCCUUGGUCUGGGAGACUUCGCCGUGGCCGAGGGGAGCUGGGGUUGGGGUUGCAGUCGCUGAGUCUGCAGUCGAGGAGAAGCCUUUUCUCUGGGACUUUUGGAAAAAAUAAAACAAACCCCUCUGUUCUUCUGCUGCCUCUGCAGAAAUCAAAUCAAGGUGGCAUUCCAGGAGAUGCUUGGGACAGGGAUGUGUAUGUGUGCAUCAGCUUUGCCUCGGGGCCUUCUGCAGCAACAAAACCGCUCGAGUCUUUUCUGCUGUAAAAACAUCUUGUUGGCAGGGAGAAAUUUUCAAGGAAUACUCAGUGAUUGUUUUACUGAGAUAUGGACAAUUUUUCCAUGGCAUUGGACAGUCUCCAGCCCCUGGGAAAAGUGGUCUUGGAUGCUUCCCUGCUCCCCCUCUGGUGAGGAGGCACGGACUUGGAGAUGAACGGAUGGUGGGAUUGGUUCCUUUCAGUUCUCAGAACGUUUGAAUGCUGAAGUCCAAACAUUUCUUGUGCCAGAGACCUGUUACAAAGCCUGUAAUCUCACUGCUAGAAGAUGAGCAGGAUGGUGGAUUUCCCGUGAGGUUUGGAGGGUGUGUUUGUGGUGGGUGAGGUUGCUGCCUGAUGCUGGAGUUUCAGACCCAAACUGUGGGGCAGAACCCUGAGGCCUGAGCAUUAAAGUUCCUGCUCUUUCCCCACCAGUUGAAGUGGAGAAGCUCCUCUUCUACCAGCUCUUAUCUCACCUUUUCCUUUAGAUCUAUUGCUUUUUUUAUCAUUUGAGGAAGCACUCAGCCCCAAAAUGAGUUGGGCUGGGUGUGCAGAGCUAGCAGAGUGGGGAACCACCUCCUAGCAACCUUCUUGUAAAUUUGUGCUUGCAGUGCUGUUCUUGGUGGCUGUGUGUGUAUGGAUUGUUACAGGAUUGGUUUCCAGAGCCAUUUGAAACACUGAUGGAAUGGAAUUUGUAGUUAGAUUUAUUUUUUAAACCUCAGGAGGCCUUUCAAGCAUGAAAAAAAGAGAGACUCCCAGCCUCUCAGAGACAGGAUGCUCUGGCAGUGCUGGGCUCCCUUUGGGCAGCUGAUGUCAGGCAGCAACUUCGGUUUGCUGAAGUGUACAUUGAGUUGGUGAUGUAAGAUAUCCUUUAAAUGUCCACUAGAAAACAAUCUCUUUCCUUUGAUAUCCUCACUGACUGUCUUUAAGGUUUGAAGAAGCAGAGGAAGAUUUUGUACCUUUGCAGCAAGAGGAGCUGGCAGUGUACUCUGUAUAUAUUGCACCUGUCUUACAGAGCAGUGGGGAGCUCAGGCUUUCCAGACUUUUCCUUUUGCCACUUUUGCAAACCCUGAAAUCACUUUAAAGCAUAUGACAAUACCUAGGACCUCAUUUGCUGCAGUUAGGUUCUCUUUCUCUAUUCCAGCAGUGAAAUCUGUAAACCACUCAAUAUGUUCCUGACAUGACACCCCAGGCGGGUGGGCGGAGGGGAGUUGCUUUUUUUGGGAAUUUUUCAUCUAGAAAGUCCUCUACCCACUGGGAGGUGGGAGAAAAAGUUUGUGUUCUUCAGGUGGAGAGAGCAGGGAGCUCGUGUAGUGAACUGUCUUCCUGUUGGGUUAUGUCAGAGGCAUAAUUCUGCUUUGUGUUUUAGAUGCAGGAUAAAGUUCCUGUGCCAGCAGCUCUUAAACUGACAAUGUGCAAUAUUUGACUUUUUUUUUUUUUUUUUUAAACUGCAGAAAGCAAGCUGCAGAUGAUAAUUAAGAGCAGGCACCUGGAAUUUUUCUGGUUUGCAUGAUGGCUUAUGAGUCUGCUCUAGAAAAUAUAUAUAGCUAUAUAUAAAUAGCAGCACUUUUAAUGGUUAUUUUAGGUUGGCCAAUUAUAUGCCCACCAAGCGUGUGGACUUGAGAGCAGCAUUGCAGACUAGGAUUAGGAUUUAAAAAUAAUUAAUGAGCACUAAGAGACUUGCAAUUUAAUUGCUUCCCUUUCCUUGUCCCUUAUGGAGAAAAGCCAAGUGUAUUUGUUUGAAAGUUGUGUAUGUGCACACGUGCACUUAAUUUUUUUUUUUUUUUUUUUUUUUUGUAAACUGUAUCACUUUGAGUGAGCCAAACCCUCCUGCAGCUUGGCAGUUGUGCUUGGCCUGGUUUCAUGCCCUUCUCCAAGCAUCUUGGUGAGGAUGUUCUGCCCAGCUGGUGCAGGAAUCACCCCCUCAGAGGAAUUUGAUGUGGACACACAGCCCCUGGGUGUUGCUUUCAGCCUGGUAAUACCCAAAUUCCCGACAGGGAGUGCUGGGGAAGUGAUGCUUUUCCUUCUGGAGCACCUGCCCAGGGAAAGGAGAAUCCCAGAAAGGAUUAUUCAGUCUCAGGAGGCAGCUGGGCAAGUGAGGUGAGAGAGGGGAGGUGGGAGAGGAAGGGUUUGCUCACCUUUUCUCCAUGACAACUUUCAGGUCACUUAAGGUAAUAUUAUCUUGUAUAUAGUCUGCCUCAUUAAACACACAUUUAGUCCCAGGUAGGGAACUGCCAGCUGGCUGGGAUCACAUUCCCCACGGAGCACAGUGUCACUGUGACUGCUUGGAGCUGGCUCGUGUGGGUUGCUGGCACCUCCACUCCCUGCAGGAGCAGUUUGCAGCUCGUUGCAACUUGUUUUUAAUUUAGUGUAGGGAACGUGGGGGUUAAUAUAGGCUCUCCGUUAAUUAUCAUGUUAGCACUCUGUAAUAUGGGUAUAGUAGCGUGUUGGUUUUUAAAAAAAAACACAAAAAUUCAGCAUUACAGAGAUGUUUUAUUACAUGCCAAUUGGUGUUGCUGAAGUAGCCAUGGUAUUGUUGAAUACUUGGUAAUAUUUGCAUUGGUUCAUUCAUGGAUGGUGGUAGAAUUAGGCUGGAUGAGCAUGGGAGCUGAACAUCUGUCUUGCUUCUGGAAAUCUCUUUUCUGUGUCCCUGCUGCUGUAUAAUAGUACUGCAGAGUUGAAAAGCUUGCACUGCUGUUGCUGUGUGUGCUGUGUCUGGCUUUUUCUGAGAUCCGGAGCUGUCAGGAUGCCACUAGCAACACGUGCUGCUAGCAGAAGCAAUCCAUGGAAAGCAGAAACCUGCUAAUAAUACCCCGUGGUUUUAGAACCAUUCUUGUUCCGUCUUACCUGUUUUCAGAGAAUGUGAUCCUAGUAGUGACGGAGGAAAAAUGUUUUUUCUUUUCCUUAACAGCAGCUUAGGUCCUUGUUUCUGAAAUUGGUCUUCAGCAGUGAUGGCUGAAUGUAAAUCCUAUGCACUGUCUUUAGCACAUUCAGGUUGCAUUUUGCAGUAGGUCAGGAAGGGAGCAAAUUCCUUGAAUUUGAGAAGUCUUUUUUUUUUUUUUUUUUUAACUUAGAGCAUCCUAAGACUUCAGUAUCCAUGCAAUCUUUGCUAUAAUGGAGUGUGUAUUAGAAUAUGAAAGGCUUUGGCUGUUGAGUGGUUGGUUUGGGAUGAUUUCUCCCUCUGUUUUCAGACCUCAGUUACUUAGCAAACAGAUCCUUAUUGGGUUUUUUUUAGUCUUCAUUUGAACCACAGCAAAGGCUGCCUGCCUGCAGAUCUUCUUUACACAGCUUUUCAGGAGGCAGUGGGAUGCAGAUUCCCUCAGGACUUCAGCUUCCCUGCAGGAACUGAUGGAGGAGGAGAUGGGUGCAGGAGCCAAGCCCAGCUCGUGGGGCAGUUUCUCAGGUGAGCACAGACCCCGAGUUCUGACCCAUUUCCUAGUGUUUCCCUAGUGCUGGGGCCAGAACCUACACUUCCAGCAGUCAGUUGGCUACCCGUGGUUUAUUUGUGUAUCUUUUAGUUACCUUUUGCUGUUGUUUUAUAGCAUUUUUUUUGUAUUCUACUCAUGUUUUACCCUGCAAUUUAACCUCUUCUAUUUUUAAUGCGUAUUUGUUUACAAGACACAUCUCAAUGCUGUAUCAAGAGGCUUUCUUGGUAUUGUUGCCUAUGGAAAUAUACUACAUCCGUAGUUAAGGAACAUUGUCCAAGUUGACAGGUAUUUUAAAACUUGAUGUUGAGUUUUUGGGUGUCCAUAACAAUUUUGUUCUGUUUUGUUCCCCUCUGUAAGGAAUGUUACAUACCUGCUGGCCUCUGGGGUCCUGGGUAUGGGGACAAAAUUAUUAUUUUAUCUUAAUAAUCAGGGAGUGUGGUAUUGCAAAGAGUCCCACAGGACCUUAUGCUCAGCAGAGAAGUUGAAAAUCCAUUAGAAGUGCAGUCGUGUUGCAUAGGAGCUAUUUGGGGUAUUUAAUGAGGUACAGGAUGUCUUGCCAAAACAGGAGUUUUUAGGGUUUGAUUAGGGUUUAAUUAAACAGCAAUUGGCUGCUGUUGAGCCUGAACAGUAUUAGCAGAUCUCCUUGAUGUGGAGACCUUUGGCUGUUGCCAUCAAGUUGAGUGGUGGUUUAUGUAUGUGGCAUCACCAAGUUGAUUUGCUGCAACCAGAGGCUGUCAGAUGAAAAAAUAAAACUCAGUUUUACAGAGUUCCAAAGGGUUUGUCUUGAAUCCACAGUUGUGGAUCCACUUUGUGCAAGUAGCCACAACCAUGUAGGAGCCCUUUGAGGAAGCUGAUUCUAAAAAGGGAAGAAUUUAUUGAGAAUAGAACUAAAUCUCCUCUCCUUAGCCUGCUUUUGGUCAGAGGGAUUUGGCAUCAGCUCUGCUGUCUGGGUCAGCAUCAGCAGAACUUCAGUUGACAUUUCCUCUUGGUGCAGAAAGAUUGAGCUUUGGUUUUAGGUGUGCAGUGGAUCUUGAAUCAGAGGAAUGUUGAUUUUGCCUUGGUACAAAGAGCAAACAAAACCAAGGG